AUGACUCUAACCGGACCUAGUGCCCCACACGUAGUAACCCCCCAGCAGGGCGGUUCCGUGGGCUCCACCUCUUGCGGUACACCCUUACAGUCCGCACACUCCUCCCAUGAGUUCUCCCCUGCCAGCGAGACCAUGUUGGUGACUCCACUGAAUUCCUCCCUACGACAGGAAGUGGCCUUCGUAGCACGUUUCCUCAUGUUGUGUUGUGUUGUUGUCAGUGAUGGAGGUUGUGCGGCUCUGAGCAGGCGCUGGCAGGAUUCAGCGAAGACUGUGAUCAUUGGUGGAGGUUGUGUGGGGGUCAGUGUGGCGUAUCAUCUGGCUAAAGCCGGACAAAAGGACGUGGUUCUGCUGGAGAAGUCCGAGCUGACGGCCGGGUCCACAUGGCACGCGGCGGGCCUCACCACAUAUUAUCAUCCAGGCAUCAAUCUGAAGAAGAUUCAUUAUUACAGCAUUAAGCUCUUUGAGCAGCUGGAGGAGGAGACGGGACAGGCCGUGGGUUUCCAUCAGCCCGGCAGCAUCAGACUGGCAUCCUCUCCGGUCCGAGUGGAUGAGCUGAAAUAUCAGAUGAGCAGAACCCACUGGCACCCCACACCACAGUUUCUCAUCGCACCCGAGCAGAUCCAUGAGCUCUUUCCUCUGCUCAACAUGAACAAGGUGUUGGCGGGUCUCUAUAACCCCGGCGAUGGUCACAUUGAUCCGUAUUCUCUGACCAUGGCUCUGGCGGCAGGCGCUCGUAUGUACGGCGCUCAGAUCUAUCACCCGGCGCCGGUCACGGGUCUCACGCCCACCGCUGAUGGCAGAUGGGAUGUCCAGACUCCACACGGAACCAUCCGAGCCAAUCGCAUUGUCAACGCCACAGGUUUCUGGGCGCGUGAGCUGGGUCAGAUGAUCGGUUUUCAGCAUCCCACUGUUCCUGUACAUCACCAGUAUGUCGUCACGGCAACCGUUCCGGAGGUCAAAGCUCUGAAGAAAGAACUUCCUGUGAUCAGAGAUCUGGAGGGCUCGUAUUAUCUGCGUCAGGAGCGGGACGGCCUUCUUUUCGGACCCUACGAGACAGAGGAGAAGAUGGUUCUGCAGGACUCGUGGAUCAGAGAUGGCGUUCCUCCAGGUUUCGGUAAGGAACUGUUUGAGUCUGAUCUGGACCGGAUCAUGGAUCACGUGGAAAUGGCCAUGGAGAUGGUGCCGGUUCUGAAGAACGCCGACAUCAUUAACAUCGUAUCUGGACCAAUCACAUACACUCCUGACCUGCUGCCUAUGAUCGGACCGCACCAGGGCGCACGCAACUACUGGACUGCCAUCGGCUUCGGGUAUGGUAUCAUUCACUCUGGAGGGGUGGGGAAGUUUCUCAGUGAUUGGAUCAUGAGCGGAGAGCCGCCGUAUGACCUCAUCGAAUGUGACCCAAACCGCUAUGGUCAGUGGACCAGCGCAUCGUACCUGUGUGCCAAAGCCAGAGAAUCUUACGGAUUCAACAACGUUGUGGGUUACCCUAAAGAGGAGCGUUUUGCAGGCCGACCGACUAACAGAGUCAGUGGUGUUUAUGAGCUAUUAAAGGAUAAAUGUUCAAUGGGUUUCCACGCGGGCUGGGAGCAGCCACAUUACUUCUACAAACCAGGAGACGACACUGGAUACAAACCCAGUUUCAGACGGACUAACUGGUUUGGACCGGUGGGGCGUGAGUGUAAACUGGUGAUGGAGAGAGUGGGUGUGAUCGACCUUUCACCUUUUGGGAAAUUCACAGUGAAAGGGGAAGAUUCACACAAGCUGCUGGAUGGACUGUUGGCUAACAGCCUGCCGAAGGUGGGUCAGACCAACAUCAGUCACAUGUUGACCCCGCGGGGGCGUGUCUAUGCUGAGGUCACGGUUACCCAGCAUGCACCUGGAGAGUUCCUGCUCAUCACAGGAUCAGGAUCAGAGCUGCAUGAUCUGCGAUGGAUGGAGCGUCAGGUGUCUGAUGGUGGUUAUCGUGUGAGUGUUUUUAAUGUGACGGAUGAGAUGGGUGUUCUGGGCAUCGCCGGGCCGAACUCCCGCAAGGUUCUUCAGAAGCUGACAGAUGAAGACAUGAGCGAUGCGGCGUUCAGAUUCCUGCAGUGUAAAUCCAUUCAGCUGGCCGGCAUUCUGGUCCGGGCCGUCCGGAUCUCCUACACGGGGGAGUUGGGCUGGGAGUUGUACAUGGACAUGAGCAACAUGUCAGCGGUGUAUGAAGCGCUCAUGGGCACCGGACAGGAUGAGGGGAUUGAUAACUUUGGCACAUAUGCCAUGAACUCCCUGAGACUGGAGAAAGGAUUCAGAGCUUGGGGCGCCGAGAUGAACUGUGACACAAAUCCUCUUGAAGCUGGUUUGGAUUAUUUCAUUAAACUCAAUAAGUCUGCAGAGUUCAUGGGGAAACGGGCUCUGCUGGAGAUCAAGUCUCAGGGUUUGAAGCGUAAACUGGCGUUCCUCACACUACAUACAGACCACAUCGACCCCGAGGGCAAUGAAACCAUCUGGCACAACGGCAAAGUGGUUGGAAAUACGACAUCAGGGUCGUACAGUUACAGCACACAUCAGAGUCUGGCGUUGGGUUAUCUGCCCGGGGAUCUGCUGAACAUCGGACAGAAGGUGGAAGUGGAACUUCUGGGUAAGAAAUACCCGGCCACGGUCAGUCAGGAGCCACUGGUUCUCACGGAACCCGCCAGAACACGACUGCAGAAGAAGAAGAGCGAGAGGGAGAUCCAGUGAUGGACUGCUGUUGAAUGUUUCACCGUGUCAUUUAGUUUCUGGUCUGAUGGUGCUGUCAGGAAAGACUUCAUCUGUGAACGUCUUAAUCAACGCUGAAGUCAUCUUUAUGGGUACAAAAGUUUUCAAUGCUGCUGUAGAAACACAAUGUCUUGAUGUUUUACUCCGUGUGAACCAUCUGAAGUGACCACACAUGUGCACAUCAACUGAAAUAAAUCUCACAGUUACACAUCGAAGGAUUCCACUGGUAUUUGAUGAUACGUUCUGUUUAUCUUUGUACUGUGAAGUUUCAUUCUGAAGAAAUACACUUUAUUUUUGACCGGUUUAAUUGUGUGUCUUGCAUGAUUUUUUUGAAUGAAGAAC
Molecule: messenger RNA, 3078 nt
Organism: Triplophysa rosa
Lineage: Eukaryota; Metazoa; Chordata; Actinopteri; Cypriniformes; Nemacheilidae
Product: dimethylglycine dehydrogenase, mitochondrial-like
Exons: 17
Coding region: 1-2718 (905 amino acids)
Cellular component (GO): mitochondrion
Molecular function (GO): protein binding; oxidoreductase activity
Source: RefSeq, a predicted model, not a curated record